AUGCAAACACCAAACCAAACACAACAUGAGCGACGAAGACUUUCUACACAACUCAAACGAAGCAAUCAUCUCUACAGACUUCGAAACUCUCAUCAAACGCGUUUCGCGCGAGCACAACGAUAUCAUGGCGAAAUGCAAGGAGGAGAGACGCGAAGACGCCAUCGCCUUGGCUUCCGAACACGCGAGGGACUCAUGGACGGUCGGCGAAAAGGCGGCGGCAAUUGACGCAGCUGCACACCACGACCCGCAAAUGGUACAAAUCUCAAACCACGGGGCCUGGCGCGAAUCAAAGCGAGCUCUGGAGGUCAUUUUCCCAAUCGUCAAGAAAUAUGCUUCGUAUAGGGAAGCCCGGAAAGCGGGCGCGUACGUCGUUUGGCCUCGUAUAGACCAAGUUAAAGCAGUAUACCUCAUGUGCGAGGGCACGCUGCGGGUCGCCUACUCAACGGCGCUCGACGCCGCGAAGUUGAACGCUAUGCUGGAUGAUAAUGGUCGCCGCAAAUACGAUAAGUGGUGGGAUGAAAAAUGGCAGCUCGAAGAUAUCACUGCGAUCGACAAAGGUUCAUACAAGCCCGACGAGCCGCACACCCUGAGCAUGAAGGAGCGAAGCCCGAAACCAGUCCUAUUGCAGAUUGAGAAAGUCUUGACUACCUCGAAGAAGACCGAACUAUCGCCUCUAUUUGGUACGAAACCGUCGCCUUUAUUUACCCCGCCCGACAGACAAGUUACCAAGAACCCGACACCUCCAAAGAACCCACUGUUCAUGCCGCCACCCAAAAAGCGCGUCACUAUCGCUUCCGAGGACGGGAUGAUUGGGUAUCAGAAGAAACCGCGCGCCCACGACGAGGACGGCAAAGGAACUAUCAAUCGCCUCGAAAACGAGAUCAGAGACCUGAAGAAACGAGCAGACGAGGAGGAGGAGGAGCGUCGGCAAUUGUCUGACGAGAUUCGUUCUAUCAAGGACGAAAUGGCGAAACAGAAGAAAAAUACGGAGCAUUUGAAGAUAUUGGGAGAGAAGCUCCUCCUCCGAGCAAACAGUCUGUCGGCCAGCUUGACCAAUAUUACCCUCCUCGGACACGCAAAUGCGGUUGACCCUCAGCAGUUGCUGAGCGAGAUCGGACAGGCUAUCGAACGAGGCAGGAAUGACGAUUUUGACUACCAAGAGUACGAGGCAAGCCUACAGCGAUACGAAUGGAAGGUGCCCGAGGAAAGCACAAACUGGAUGAUUCCGUACAAGGUGGAAAACGAGGAGGGAGCCGACGAGGCCAUUGUUCGAGCAGAUAAGUUGUUCGUGAUCCCAACCAUCGGACCACUCCAGGGACGAGAAGUGUUCAUCGGCAAUUUGAACGACCUACCAAAGGAGAACGCCCAGAAACUUGGACUGAUUAAGGUUGACGGACAUUGGACUAAGAAUAACUAGAGUGCCAUCGGGACGAUAGUAAUUACGAAGGGGGUAUUGUUGGCGAACAAGGCUGCUUGCACAGCAAUUACGUGAUACUAGUACAAGCGCUGGCUCGUACUUGGUACAAGCCGCGCACACGAUAGCUAGUAUUAGUUCAAUCAAGCCUUCUUCACCAUCUUUAUCUGCCGCCUAAUAGGGGCGUUGGAACGUAUGUUGAAGGCUUUUGUGGCUUUCUUGGUGGUUGGAUUGUUGGGGAUCGCUGUUGCUUG
This is a messenger RNA of Lasiosphaeria miniovina, 1668 nucleotides long. RefSeq lists its product as uncharacterized. The transcript has a single exon. The record is from RefSeq and is a predicted model, not a curated record. Lineage: Eukaryota; Fungi; Ascomycota; Sordariomycetes; Sordariales; Lasiosphaeriaceae. The coding region runs from base 26 to 1417 and encodes 463 amino acids.